This is a messenger RNA of Vidua chalybeata, 2590 nucleotides long. RefSeq names its product mitofusin 1 (gene MFN1). Gene Ontology annotation, cellular component: mitochondrial outer membrane. Bases 109 to 2331 code for a protein of 740 amino acids. Lineage: Eukaryota; Metazoa; Chordata; Aves; Passeriformes; Viduidae. The record is from RefSeq and is a predicted model, not a curated record. The transcript has 18 exons. Gene Ontology annotation, biological process: mitochondrion localization; mitochondrial fusion. Gene Ontology annotation, molecular function: GTP binding; GTPase activity.
AAAGGGAAGUGACGCCCCCCCCCGUCCCGGCGGCGGCGGUGACGGGCACGGCCGGGGCCAGCUGGGCUCCGUGAGGGACAGGGGCCGGGACCGGGAGCUCCCUGCAGCAUGGCAGAAGCCUCUGUCUCUCCGCUGAAGCAUUUUGUGCUGGCCAAAAAGACCAUCACUGCCAUCUUCGAUCAGCUGCUGGAGUAUGUCACUGAGGGAGCAGCAUUUGUGGAAGCCACAUGUAAGAACCCAGAGCUUGAUCAUAUAGCGACAGAAGAUGAACUAGCAAAAAUACAAGCAUAUAAAAACAAGUUGGCAGUCAUUGGAGAGGUGCUGUCACGGAGACACAUGAAAGUGGCAUUUUUUGGCAGAACAAGCAGUGGGAAAAGUUCAGUCAUUAAUGCAAUGCUGUGGGACAAGGUGCUUCCCAGUGGGAUUGGCCAUACAACAAACUGCUUCCUCAGUGUGGAAGGGACUGACGGAGAUAAGGCUUAUCUCAUGACAGAAGGAUCAGAUGAAAAGAAGAGUGUCAAGACAGUCAAUCAGCUGGCUCACGCACUUCACAUGGAUAAAGAUUUGAAGGCUGGCUGUCUUGUCCAUGUCUUCUGGCCCAAGUCAAAGUGUGCCCUGCUGAGAGAUGAUUUGGUUAUAGUGGACAGCCCUGGCACAGAUGUCACUACAGAACUGGACAGCUGGAUUGACAAGUUCUGCUUAGAUGCUGACGUGUUUGUCUUGGUUGCCAAUUCUGAAUCAACUCUCAUGAACACGGAGAAACAUUUUUUCCAUAAAGUGAACGAACGACUUUCCAAGCCAAACAUCUUCAUCCUCAAUAAUAGAUGGGAUGCCUCUGCAUCAGAGCCAGAAUACAUGGAAGAUGUGCGUAGGCAGCACAUGGAGCGCUGUCUGACUUUCCUGGUCGAUGAGCUCAAAGUUAUUGAUCCUGUAGAAGCAAGGAAUCGCAUCUUUUUUGUUUCAGCAAAAGAAGUUCUGAGUGCCAGGAGACAAAAGGCCCAAGGAAUGCCAGAGGGUGGUGGAGCACUUGCUGAAGGAUUUCAAACAAGAUUCCAGGAAUUUCAACAUUUUGAGCAGAUAUUUGAGGAGUGUAUCUCGCAGUCAGCCGUGAAAACCAAGUUUGAACAGCACACUAUCAGAGCUAAACAGAUAAUAGAUACUGUGAAAAACAUUAUGGACAACAUAAACGUUGCAGCAGCAGAGAAAAGAGUCCAUUCCAUGGAAGAGCGAGAAGAUCAGAAGGACAGGCUGGACUUUGUUAGAAAUCAGCUGAACAUUUUGACAGAAGACACCAAGGAAAAAAUCAAACGCGUUACCGAGGAAGUUGAAAACAAAGUCUCCUCUGCCAUGACUGAUGAGAUUUGCCGGCUUUCAGUUUUAGUUGAUGAAUUUUAUUCUGAUUUUCACCCUUCUCCUCAAGUAUUGAAGCUCUAUAAGACAGAGCUGAACAAACAUAUAGAAGACGGUUUGGGAAAGAACCUGGCUGAGCGCUGCACCACUGAAGUCAACCAGUCAAUGCACCAGUCCCAGCAGGAGAUGAUUGAAAAUCUGAAACCAUUGUUGCCUUCUAGUGUUCAGGAUCAGCUCCACUUGCUAAUUCCAUGCAGGAAGUUUGAUCUUAGCUAUGAUCUAAACUGUCACAGCCUGUGUGCAGAUUUUCAAGAGGAUAUCAUGUUCCACUUUUCUUUGGGAUGGACUUCUCUUGUAAACCGUUUCUUGGGUCCUAAACAAGCUCAGAAAGUACUGCUGGGAUUAGCAGAUCCAAACCUACAUAUCCCUCGUCCUCUAGCCAGCACCCCAUCUGCCGCCAGCCUUCCCGCCAUAACUCCCGAGAACGUGCCCCAGGAGGAGUUCAUGGUUCCUUUGGUGUUGAGUUUAGCCUCGCUGACAUCCCGGACCUCCAUGAGCAUCAUCGUUGUUGGUGGAGUGAUUUGGAAAACCGUAGGCUGGAAACUGAUCUCAUUGUCCCUGAGCAUGUACGGGCUGCUGUACCUGUAUGAGAGGCUGACCUGGACCACUCGGGCCAAGGAGAGAGCCUUCAAGCAGCAGUUUGUGGACUACGCCACCGAGAAGCUGCAGAUGAUCGUCAGCCUCACCAGCGCCAACUGCAGCCACCAGGUGCAGCAGGAAAUGGCCACUACUUUUGCUCGGCUCUGUCAGCAGGUGGAUAUUACUGAGAAAAACCUGGAAAAAGAAAUAGCUAGGCUUUCCAAAGAAAUAGAUCAGCUGGAGAACAUACAGAGCACCUCCAAGCAGCUGAGAAAUAAAGCCAUUCACCUUGAGAACGAACUAGAUCGCUUCACAAAACAUUUUCUUCAAAAGAGUAAAUAAAACAUCAUUGCGAAUCUUCCCAGUGCUCCUUUGUAGGGCAAAGUAGAAAUUUUACAGGUGACACUAAUAUUCUAUAAAAAUAAUUUAUAUUUUUAAUGUUACUAUGGUGACAGUUGUAAAACUUGGACUCUGAUGAUGAACCAAGCAGAAGAGCUGUGGUACUCUUUGAGUGUUAUGUUCAUUUUGCAGAUUUUGGGUUAAAAAUCACCUUUAAACACUAAAUUUUUUGGGCACUUGACAAUAAAACCCCAAAUUCUCA